Molecule: messenger RNA, 529 nt
Organism: Paraglomus occultum
Lineage: Eukaryota; Fungi; Glomeromycota; Glomeromycetes; Paraglomerales; Paraglomeraceae
Source: the annotation of a GenBank genome assembly
CGCUCGCAAUAUCGGUAUGGAGAGUCGACGCUGCAUCCAUACGUGGUUCGGGUAAUUACUUGGUUGGGGUUGGAAUUUCGGAUGUAACUGGACCAGCCGCUGAUGUAAAUAUGAUGGGAUAUACCAUGCUCUCACAGAAAGUGAAGGGAAUUCAUUUACGUCUUCGCUCGAGAGCGUAUAUCGUGGUUGAUCAAAAUACCGGCAAACGCAAUGUAUUCGCAUCAGUUGAUAUCUGCAUGGCUAGCACGCCGGUUCGUCGACUGACCCUGACAAAAUUAAAAGAGCAAUUUGGUGAUUUGUACAACGAUCAGAAUGUUGCCAUAGCAGGAACACAUACACAUGCUGGUCCAGCUGGUUUUUUACAGUAUACGUCCCUUCAAAUUCUGUCGAGUGGUUACGUUAAAGAUAACACAGAAACUAUAGCUUCAGGCAUCUUUGAGUCGAUUGUCAGAGCUCAUGAAUCUCUGCAACCAGGCAACAUCUAUGUAGCGAGCGGAGAAUUGUUGGAUGCUAACAUCAAUCGCAGCCC